CCGGCCGCUCCCCAGUGAGGCUGCGCGCUGGCGCUGGCAUGCCGAAUGGCUGAGGCGCCUGGCGCUGCUGCUGCUGCUGCUCCUUCUUCGCGCGACGGCAGACGGGCAGCUCCGAGCCGGGCGGGGGAAAGCGGACCCACUCCCUGCUGCUGCUGUCACCGGAGCCGCUCAGCGCCAUGGUCUCCUGGAUCAUCUCCAGGCUAGUGGUGCUUGUGUUUGGCACUCUUUAUCCUGCAUAUUACUCAUACAAAGCUGUAAAAUCAAAGGAUAUUAAAGAAUAUGUAAAAUGGAUGAUGUAUUGGAUCAUAUUUGCACUCUUCACAACAGCAGAGACAUUCACGGACAUUUUUCUUUGCUGGUUCCCAUUUUAUUACGAACUCAAAAUAGCUUUUGUAGCUUGGCUGCUGUCUCCUUACACAAAGGGCUCCAGCCUCCUGUAUAGGAAAUUUGUGCACCCCACACUGUCCUCAAAAGAAAAGGAAAUAGAUGACUGCCUAGUCCAAGCAAAAGAUCGAAGCUAUGAUGCCCUGGUGCAUUUUGGGAAGCGGGGGCUAAAUGUUGCAGCCACAGCUGCUGUGAUGGCAGCUUCCAAGGGCCAGGGCGCUCUGUCGGAGAGGCUCCGCAGCUUCAGCAUGCAAGAUCUCACCACAAUUAGGGGAGAGAGCAGCAGCGGCACUGUGAGUCCGCCACCUCCUGCCCCCUCAGUUUCAGCGCGGACAAGUAGCAAGCAGAGUCACCCCAAAACGUCCAAAAGUGCAUCAGAAAGUAUUGGACGCUCAGCGUGUGCAUGUUGUUCGGUUUGCCGCAUUGUCCAAGUGGUUGAACUAGAGGUUGAGGCAGAGAGUGAAAGGCCACCUGAGGCAAACUGUGAACCAACGGAAGUUGUGUUCUCAGAUGAUGAAGAGAACGACUCAUUGGAUAGCACAUCCAAGGCUAAAACACCUAAAAAGAAGGAUCCCGUCAUUGAGGCACCGCCUAGGACCCUUAGACCUCGUUUCAGGAAAAAAAGUACCUCAUCCUCGACCACUGAAACCAUGUGAGCGUGAUGAGCCAUUAGCACCGAAAUCCACGGAAUGUCUCUCUUCUGCCUUAAAAGAUCUACUCCGUUAAUAAUGUAGGGGGAAAAACAGUGGUGAGAUGGAUGUGCUUUUGAUACUGCGACGUUAUAAACAUGGCCUUUCUCGCUUCCCUUUCCAUUUGCUGUGGGUUCCCUGACCGUUUCUGUGGCAUUGCAAACCCAGAAGGCAAAAGCAACCCCCCUGGGAUUUCUUUGCAGAGUAGCAGCUCUUUCAGCUAUGCUAGUGAGGCUGUACAUUUGUAAUUACUCCUUACAUCAGCU
Molecule: messenger RNA, 1339 nt
Organism: Podarcis muralis (Common wall lizard)
Lineage: Eukaryota; Metazoa; Chordata; Lepidosauria; Squamata; Lacertidae
Gene: REEP1
Product: receptor accessory protein 1
Biological process (GO): endoplasmic reticulum tubular network organization
Cellular component (GO): endoplasmic reticulum membrane; cytoplasmic microtubule; endoplasmic reticulum tubular network
Molecular function (GO): olfactory receptor binding; microtubule binding
Source: RefSeq, a predicted model, not a curated record